UAAACAUAAGAAAUUUUUUUAUUAAAAUAUACCCCUCAAUCCUUUAACUUAUAACUAAUGCCCUAUCUUUAAAGAUAGCUAAAUGAAUCUGUAUUUGCCACCCAAAACAAGUACUUGUGUGUUGGGUGUGAGCCUCAGAAUUAGCAGUUACAAUGAGCAGUUUGACCAGGCCCUGUUCAGCCAUUUCUGCAAAUAGAAACGGAACAACCACACCAGAAAGCAGCUUCGGAAUGCUGGGAAUCCAAGGACUACGGUAUGUUCUCUGCAAUUAUAACUGCAUUCAUUGCCCUGGGUCCAAUUACAUUCUAUUCACGCACUCUGCCUCUUGUUCAUGCAAUCCCUGCCUCUGCCCUCGAAUAAAAAUUGAAUGGGCAUUGGGGAUUUGGGGACCAUGAAAGGGAAGUAUCGCCCGUACAUGCAGGAAAACAUUCUUGGCGUGUUGGGCGUGCAGUUGCAGUGAAUGCUGAUCCUUAUCACCAUUGCUCUGUUAAUUAGGCACCUGGGCAUCCUUCUCGAAAACAGAAAAGAGCUAAAUGCAGAGCAGAAGAUAGAGGGCAAACGCAAGGAGAAGAGAUGGAAUUGAAACAUGUUGCUCGCGGCUGCAUAAAGAAGACGGCAGGGCCCUGGAUUGUGAGGCGGGCAUCGGCGAAGGGAGGGCAUGAGACGACUGGGUGGAGAAUUCCCUCUGCAAAGGAAAGAGAUAAGAACAGACAACGGGAGAGGCUCCGCCGGGCUGUUGCAGCUAAAAUAUUUGCGGGUCUCCGUGCCCAUGGCAACUAUUGCCUUCCUAAACAUGCCGAUCAUAAUGAAGUGCUCAAAGCUCUCUGCAACGAAGCCGGCUGGCAUGUCGAACAGGACGGAACCACAUAUAGAAAGAAUUCAGGGUUUGAGUUACCAGCACUGAAGUCUGCCGGGACAAGCAGACCCACUUCUUCGAGCAGCCAUUUUUAUGACCAACGGGAAAGAUCACAAACACAGAGCAGAUUUGAACUGGAACAGGGUGAUUUGAGCUGGAACGGUAAAUCUGGAGGAGGAGAAAGACAUGAUGUUGGGUUUGUGGUUAGAUACAAGAGGGAAGAUAUGGGCCAGGGAUUGCCCAUGUUAUCAGAGGUCGUGUUGAAUGCAGUACAUGUUGAGCAGAGUGAGAAGGUGCAACACGGGAAUCCUCAAUCUUCUGCCUUCAUCCCUUCUGCUGUACCCACCAGAUUAUCGCUCUCAUCUAAACAGAGUCAAAAUGUCUUAUAGGUUAGGUGAGUCUGUAAGUUUAUGAGCUUGAAAGUUUGGUUUGAAAUGGUUAGAGUAAUUGUUUGAGAUUCAUCAGAGUGCCUUUUUCCCCCCUUCUUGUCAACCUACUCACAAGUAAGCCAGAAUUUUACUAUCCUCUUUUCUAUCGUUACUCAACUAAGCAGCAAUCGCUUCCUUGUAGGUAAGAUGCUGGUUUAUAAGAGGGUGAGGGGUUAGGUGUAUAUUGAAUCUCAUCAACACCAAAAAUGCAGAUGGAUUACUGAUGUUUCGCUUAAGUAUAAAUGUUAUGUAAUUUUGGAUUGAACAAAUGAAAGAGCCCAAUUUUAUGAGA
Molecule: messenger RNA, 1576 nt
Organism: Cryptomeria japonica (Japanese cedar)
Lineage: Eukaryota; Viridiplantae; Streptophyta; Pinopsida; Cupressales; Cupressaceae
Product: protein BRASSINAZOLE-RESISTANT 2
Exons: 2
Coding region: 574-1245 (223 amino acids)
Biological process (GO): brassinosteroid mediated signaling pathway; DNA-templated transcription
Molecular function (GO): DNA-binding transcription factor activity
Source: RefSeq, a predicted model, not a curated record